CAAACUGUUCCGGCGACGCAUCCAUUAAUGUCCAUUAGUAAUUUACAGUCCGACUCUCUAGUUACUCUCAAUGAGGACUUGAACAACCAUUCUGAAUCUGAUAAACCUACGACAACUUCAUUUACUCCCGUUACUACCGCAGCCAAUCUGACAAAGCCAAGACUAGUGAUAGAUGGCGCAACCAUUGUAACCAUGCCAUCUCUAUCUAUCGCACCCAUCUCUUCUGCCGUACGCUUCUCCACAGCCAUACUACCGACAAAGACUUUUAACCUGAAAGAUGUGAUGCUUAAUUGUGUUGCGAAUGAAGCUCCUAAACCUAGACGUAGAAGCAGAGAUACUAAGCCUGACUAUGCUGAUGGCUUGGAAGUGCUCAUUCAAAAAACGAAAGCCAUCAAUAUGCACGAAGACUUGUCGAUUUCGGCUCUUGGAGAUGCUGGUGCAAGUUGGUACGAAAGUCUUGCAAGUCGUUCAGGCGAUUCAAAGCUUCCAGUUAUUCGUAAAAUCCGGAAAUUUGUUUGUGGAGAUGCAAGCGAAGCACAUGCACAACAACUGAUUGCAUCGCCUUUAUUAAAUAUGCUGAUGUGGUACUUGGAACCCGACACGCCUGAACCAGAGUUGUUUGAAACCCUCUGGAUUUUGACAAAUAUUGCUGCUGGUCCAACAUCUCAUACAACAAAAAUUGUGGACCUUGGAUUUUUGCCACAUAUAGUGCGUCUUUUAAAGCAUCGGUCUGGCCCUAUCCGAACUCAGGCCGCAUGGACACUAGGGAAUGUUGUUGGUGAUCGCGAGGGCUUUAGAGAUCGCGUUCUUCAAGAAGGCACGCUUCCAGCAAUUCUUACAAUUUGGCAAGGGGAGUUUAAUGAGGAAUUUAGUCGUAAAGAGGCAUUCCGAAUUGCCAUGUGGGUGGUUGAUAAUAUGUGUCGAUACAAACCAGACUGGCACCAGAUGGCUCCAGCGUUUGAAGCACUACCUCAGGUUUUAAAUGAGCGCGAUCCUUACCUUUUAAAAGAAUGUUGUUGGGCAAUUGCUCGAAUUUUGCAUCAAUCUGGACGUCAUCCCGCUAUAGACUGUAUGAUUACCAAGGAGCUUUGUAUUCGUUUAAUUGACAUUCUCCAUUUGAACAAUAUGCUUACAAGUCAUCCUAUUCUUCGGGCUUUAAUUAAUCUUUCAUCCUCUAAAAAUCCAAUCCAUGUUCAGAACAUUGUGGAUGCCGGUCUACUCAAUGAAAUGAGCAGUCUGCUAUCGGACCAUCUGCUUCCUAAAUCAUGUCGAGAUGCCUUGCAAGUUUUUGCCAUGCAAGUAGUGGGAAAUAUUUCCAGUCAGCCAAGCUAUAUCCUCAACAUCUGUCAAACCGAGCUUCUUUUCAUGCGUAUUGUUACUCAUUUACGACAGCGUGAUAAUGCCGAGUUGCGCGUAGAAGCCUGCUAUUGUGUGCGUAAUCUUGUAUUUCACCGUGAUGAAACUGUCACAAAGGCUUUGGUCAAUUUACAAAUUUUACCAGUGCUGCUUGAGUACCUUGAAGCCACUGUGGUGGAUUCAAAAAAUCGCCUGGCAGCUGUGGAAGCCAUUGGUUAUAUUCUUGAAGUUGGUGAUGCUAUUGGCACAAGUAGUUUUCCACUUGCACGGAUCAAAAAUAAGCGGCAAAUUGCCUCAAAAUACAAAGGCGGGUCUGAAACUAGUCGAGAUAGUUUUCCCAUUAAACGAAACUCUGGUUCAUCAUCUUCACCCACCACUCCGACAAGUGAAAAAACCCUUACGGUUGCUAUGGCCAAUUUAUCAAAAUCAACUGCAUCAGGAGGUAAAGUAGCAGCAAAACGAAAUCGACUACGUGGUGAUCUUGGCAACUUGGAAGAUUUAGGAUCCGAUGAUGACAGUCCUAUUACGACCCCACGUAAAUCUCACCGAUACAGUACAAUGCCACGAUUUGCAAUCAACGCCACUGUUGCCAACAACCCUUUUAUGGCAGAGUUGAAUGCCGUUGAUGGAUUUCAGCAGCUUCUUGAUGCUCUUGUGGCAACUUCUGGACGCGAUUUAGACCAAAUGGAUGAAGAUGGGCCUGACAUUGAAGAGAUUGAAUCCGAAGACGACGAAACUGAUCAUGAAGACUCGGAUGCAGAAGCUUCUGAAGCACACACGGUGCACAUUGAUAAAAAAAUUGUAUCGAGGAGAGGCAAGGUAACACCAGUGUUUACAAUCAAGCAGACAACGGCGUCUAGGCUACACACCAUUUUGAUGCGAUGGUUUCCCGAGCAAUUUUACAACAGAAUCGAGCAGGCUCACGAGACAAGUUUGGUCAUGGCGAGUAUGAAUGGGCUAAAUGUGGGUGGAAACGAUGGUGGUACUGCUGUAGGUGGAUUUGAAGGAGCGUUGCUGGAACUAGUUAGAGAUUUUGGUAUGAUGAAGUCGAAUACUGGUGGUGCUAAACAAGAUAUCGACAAGCCGUCUGUUUUCCAAGAUGAUAGCAACCCAUUUCAGGUUCAAAAAGAUUUGACCAAGGAUGUGUCUGAAGCGGCUGCAAUGACUCAUAGUUUUGAACCGGCACGAUUGAGUGGACAGUGUUUUGCGCCUUGA
Batrachochytrium dendrobatidis JAM81 is the source of this 2571-nucleotide messenger RNA. RefSeq lists its product as uncharacterized. The transcript is spliced from 10 exons. NCBI's taxonomy places the organism in Eukaryota, Fungi, Chytridiomycota, Chytridiomycetes, Rhizophydiales. Gene Ontology annotation, biological process: NLS-bearing protein import into nucleus. The record is from RefSeq and is a predicted model, not a curated record. Bases 28 to 2571 code for a protein of 847 amino acids. Gene Ontology annotation, cellular component: nucleoplasm; nucleus. Gene Ontology annotation, molecular function: protein binding; nuclear import signal receptor activity.